GUGAGGAUCGAUCUGCUUGUCCUCCAGCCCACUAGAAACAUCACGAUGCAUGCGCGGAAUUUGCGGAUAGACAAGUCUGGCAUUUCGCUUACUGGUGGAGGGGAGAGGCAGUGCCUCACCGACAUGGAUAUCGAGCUGAACGAGGUAUACGACUACUACACGCUGCACCUGUGUAGGGAUCCGGAGUUGGGGCAGACCUACCAGCUGACGAUGCACUUUGAGUCGUCGCUGAAUGCAACAGAGUCAGGCUACUACAACAGCUCCUACACGGACGCGGCAUCCCAAGAGAAACAUUACUUGGCAGUCACACAGUUCUCUCCGACGUUUGCCCGCCAGGCGUUUCCCUGCUUUGAUGAACCCCCAUGGAAGGCCACUUUUAACGUGACCCUGGGCUACCACAAACGCUACACGGGCCUCAGCAACAUGCCGAUCCUUCAGUGCCGACAGCAUGAAAGCCUCCUUGACUAUGUCUGGUGCGAGCACGAACAACUGUCGAGGACAUCCACCUACCUGGUGGCCUAUGCGGUCCACGAUCUGACCAACGCGGCCACCGUGCAGAGCGACACCAAGAACAGGGUGAUCUUCCGCAAUUGGUUGCAGCCCAAGGCGGUGGAUCAGGCCAACUUCUCCAUCGCCAUGGCCCCAAGAGUUAUCGGCUACUUUGAGGAUCUCUUUCGGCUGGACUUUUCGCUGAGAAAGAUCGACCAGCUGGCAGCGCCCACCCACAGGUUCUCGGCCAUGGAGAACUGGGGACUGGUCACCUUCAAAGAGGCCAAGUUCGUGCACAGCCCGAAUGAUCUGCAGGUGGCAAGGGAUGGCAAGGCCAAGACGUUGGCCCACGAGUAUGCGAAUCAGUGGUUUGGCAACCUCGUGACCAUGAAAUGGUGGAACGAUCUCUGGCUGAAGGAGGGCCCAUCCACGUACUUCGCCUAUCUGGCCGUGCAGCCCGAUUGGGGUUGCGGCGAGCGAUUUAUAGGCGAGGACUUGGAACGUUUCUUUCUUCAGGAUUCGGCCAGCCCGGCGCGCGCCAUUUCCCGAGAGGUGAAGGAUCCUGCGCAGAUCCUCGGGCAGUUCUCAGAGUACGUCUAUGAGAAGGGCGCCCUGAUCAUGCGCAUGCUGCACAAGAUGAUCGGCGAGGAGGCCUUCUUGCUGGCCAUUCGCUCCUAUAUCUCCGUACACUCCUUCGGGAAUGUGGAGCAGGCUCAUCUGUGGCAGUCCAUGCAGGCGGCAGCCGUGGAGGAGAAGGUGCUACCCCUGACUUCAAUCUUGGUCGAGCCAUGGACUCGUGGACGCUGCAGGGGGCUAUCCACUGGUCACCGCUGUUCGGGACUACGAAACGGGCAGCGUGAGCCUCAAUCAAACGAGAUUUUACCUGGAGAAAGGCCUGAGGGGAGGCGCCAGAGGCCAGAGGGGAGGCAACUGCUGUCUUGGCUGGAGUGUCCCACUUCUGCACACACAGUGGAACUACCCCUCAGUACAGCACGCAGUGAGUGGUUCAUUCUGAAUCCCCAGGUCAGUGUCAUCUAUCGGGUGAACUAUGACGAGCACAACUGGAGGAUGAUCAUCAGUACUCUGGCAGAUGAUUCAAGCUUUGGGGGCAUCCCCGUGUACAACAGAGUCCAGCUAAUGGAUGAUCUGAUGGCCUUGGGUGAGGGAAAACUCCUCAGCUACGACUGGGCAUUCGACCUUUUCGAGUAUCUGCAGAGGGAGGAGGAGUUCCUGCCCUGGAAGAGAAGCCUCUUAGACCGCCUUGGAACGUUAUUGAGUGGUUUACAUGGCAAAGCUCCUCACAGCGCCAUAUAG
Messenger RNA from Drosophila miranda, 1803 nucleotides. RefSeq names its product aminopeptidase N-like. Lineage: Eukaryota; Metazoa; Arthropoda; Insecta; Diptera; Drosophilidae. Gene Ontology annotation, cellular component: cytoplasm. The record is from RefSeq and is a predicted model, not a curated record. Gene Ontology annotation, biological process: proteolysis; peptide catabolic process. Gene Ontology annotation, molecular function: peptide binding; metalloaminopeptidase activity; zinc ion binding. The transcript is spliced from 5 exons. The coding region runs from base 46 to 1803 and encodes 585 amino acids.